Messenger RNA from Cladophialophora yegresii CBS 114405, 1251 nucleotides. RefSeq names its product gluconolactonase. The coding region runs from base 1 to 1251 and encodes 416 amino acids. The record is from RefSeq and is a predicted model, not a curated record. Lineage: Eukaryota; Fungi; Ascomycota; Eurotiomycetes; Chaetothyriales; Herpotrichiellaceae. The transcript has 2 exons.
AUGAUCAAACUCAUCGCACUUGUAUCGCUGUUGUCAGCGGCCACGGUGUGGGGUCAGGUCCAGCCGUCUGGUGUCACCAGACCGAUCGUUGAGGACUGUGGUUUCAACGGCACCGUGGUCUGCGUGAACAAAUAUGGCGCCGUGUUGCCAUACCACUUCAACCGAACUAUUUCGAGCAAUGCCGCCGACUUCGACUAUCGAAACACUACAGUCGGAAAUGCUUCAACAUUUGACCUCCUCCAGGCGGCAGACUUUGUGGUCUUCGAUCAACAACGUGGCCUGCAGUACCUUGGUAGUAAUCCAAGCUACGAAUUUGUCUUCUCAGUAUCGGCGGCCGUGCAUGAAGCCCCCGUCUAUGCCCCGGAACAGAACUUACUCUUCAUUUCGCAGUUAGCCCCUCCUGCUGGGACUCUACCUCAGCUUGUGGUUAACCUCAACGCGGAUCCACCGACCCUGAGCGAGUACAUUCCUAACCCUCCCGUCUACGCUCCGAACGGCGGCAGUUUCCGCAAUGGUCUCAUCGUCUUCGCUGCCAGUGGCGGCAAUGACAGUAUUGGAGGUGGAGAGCAAAGAGUCUCCCUUCGAACAGUCGACCCUGCCACCAAUCGGUCGACGGUACUCUUGAACAACUACUUUGGGUACUACUUCAACACCAUCGACGACGUUGCCAUUCAUCCUAUCACCAAGGAUAUCUUCUUCACGGAUCCUCAAUACAGCUGGUUUAACGCAUUGACCGAUACGGCGCCACAAUUGGGUACUGCAAGCUACCGCUUUGACCCCGAGACUGGUGCCACCUUCCUGAUUGACGAUACCCUACAGCAGCCAAACGGUAUUGCUUUCACUCCCGAUGGCAAUACUCUCUACAUUUCAGACACAGGUGCUGUCAGCGGACCAAUUGACCCAAGGCUCGGCAGCCAGGGCACCACAUUCAACACUACGGGAAAGCGAGCUGUGUAUGCGUUCGAUGUCACAAACAACGGCACCCGAGUGUCGAACAAACGUAGCUUCUACCUUGCGCAAGACUGGGUUCCAGAUGGGUUGAAGGUGUCCCAAGAAGGUCUUGUGCUGACCGGUGCUGGCAAAGGAGUCGAUGUCCUCGACGAAGUCGGGCAGCUCCUUAUUCGGAUCCAGACAAAUUAUACUGUGCAGAAUUUCGCCUGGACAGGAGAGAACCUCACGACGUUGUGGCUCAUGGGCAAUAAUGGUAUCAGCAAGGUGGAGUGGAAUAUUACGGGGCAAAGGCUGACGUGA